CCGGAGAGAUCCCCAUGAGCUGAGCAGAGAGUCUUUGUGUGCAGAGGGAGGAGGCGGCGGCGGCGGCCGCUGCCUGGCCUGGAGACCCCGCCCGGGGAGCCCCCGGCAGGAACAAUGCUUGCCUGCCUGACCCGGGGGAACUUACUGGACGUCCUGCAGGAGGGCUUCAAUGAGCAGCAGCUUCAGGCGUAUGUGGCCUGGGUGAAUGCACAGCUCAAGAAGAGACCAGCAGUGAAGCCGGUGCAGGACCUGCGACAAGAUCUUCGGGAUGGGGUGAUCCUGGCGUAUCUCAUCGAGAUUGUUGCAGGAGAAAAACUGAAUGGGGUACAGCUGAGUCCCAGUAACCAACAGGAGAUGAAGAAUAAUGUGGAGAAAGUGCUACAGUUUGUGGCCUCCAAAAAGAUUCGUAUGCACCAGACUUCAGCUAAAGAUAUUGUGGAAGGAAACCUGAAGUCUAUCAUGAGGCUGGUCCUUGCCUUGGCAGCUCAUUUCAAACCUGGCUCCAACAGGAUGGUGAGCCAAGGAAGGGACCCCAGAGCCCCUCUGCAGAGUCACCAGCCACACUGCGCCACUGCUGUGGCCCAGGGAGCCGCUGUCGCUCUGGCUGAUGUGUGUCAUGACAUGUCACGGUCAGGACGGGAUGUCUUUCGAUACAGACGGAGGAACAGCGGCAUGGACCAGGAGAUUGAGAAUCCCUGCUGGAGCGUGCGGGCCCUGGUGCAGCAGUACGAAGGGCAGCAGAGGUCCCCGUCCGAGUCCAGCGGCCCCAGCCUGACUUCACCCAGUCCUAUCCACAGUGCAAAGAGCGAAUCCAUUAUAACCCAGUCGGAGGAGAAGGCAGAUUUUGUGAUUAUUCCCUCUGAAGGAAUAGAGAACAGAACAGAGGAGACAGAUUCUCCAUUUUCCCGAGACUGGCGACCAGGCAGCCCCGGGACCUAUCUGGAGACCUCAUGGGAAGAACAGCUGUUGGAACAACAAGAACAUUUGGAAAAAGAAAUGGAGGAAGCAAAGAAAAUGAUAUCAGGAUUACAGGCCUUACUGCUCAAUGGAUCCUUACCUGAAGAUGAACAGGAGAGGCCCUUGGCCCUCUGUGAACCAGGAGUCAAUCCUGAGGAACAACUGAUUAUAAUCCAAAGUCGUCUGGAUCAGAGCAGGGAGGAGAAUCAGGACCUAAAGAAGGAGCUGCUGAAAUGUAAACAAGAAGCCAGAAACUUACAGGGGAUAAAGGAUGCCUUGCAGCAAAGGUUGACUCAACAGGACACAUCUGUUCUUCAGCUCAAACAAGAACUGCUGAGGGCAAAUAUGGACAAAGAUGAGCUGCACAACCAGAAUGUGGACCUGCAGAGGAAGCUAGAUGAGCGGAACCGGCUCUUGGGAGAAUAUCAAAAAGAGCUGGGGCAGAAGGAGCGCCUCCUCCAGCAGCACCAGGCCAAGCUGGAAGAAGCCCUCCGGAAGCUUUCUGAGGCCAGUUACCAGCAGGUGGAUCUAGAGCGGGAGCUGGAACAGAAAGACGUCCUUUUGGCUCACUGUAUGAAAAGAGAGGCAGAUGAGGUGACCAACUGCAACAGUCACAGCUCUCAAAGCAAUGGUUUUCUCCUUCCAGUGGCAGGCAAAGGAGCCGCUUCAAUCACUCACAAAGGGACCAGCGACCUGCAGCUCGUUCGUGAUGCGCUCCGCAGCCUGCGCAAUAGCUUCAGCGGCCACGACCCUCAGCACCACACCAUCGACAGCCUGGAGCAGGGCAUCUCCAGCCUGAUGGAGCGUUUGCACGCCAUGGAGACCCAGAAGAAACAGGACAGAAGGGUUCGGGGCAAGUCACCCAGAACUCAAGCAGGUAGUGAAUACCGGGAGUCCUGGCCCCCUAAUUCAAAGUUGCCUCACUCACAGAGCUCUCCAGCUGUCAGCAGCACCUGCACUAAAGUGCUCUAUUUCACUGACCGGUCACUUACACCCUUCAUGGUCAAUAUACCAAAGAGGUUGGGGGAGGUGACACUAAAGGAUUUUAAAGCAGCUAUUGACCGGGAGGGAAAUCACCGGUAUCACUUCAAAGCGCUGGAUCCUGAGUUUGGCACUGUCAAAGAGGAGGUUUUCCACGAUGAUGAUGCCAUCCCUGGGUGGGAAGGGAAAAUUGUAGCCUGGGUGGAGGAAGACCAUGGAGAGAAUUAAUGCUGAGUAUUGGAUUGGGGGCUUAUGGAACCUGGCACCCCCUGGCUGUUUCACUCAGGAAAGAGGACUAAAACCAGAAUACACAAAGAAGUUUCUAAUCUGUGCUGCCAAAACAGAAGCUUCUCCAAGUGUGACAGCCCCUGGCCACUACUGUUUCUGUGCCUGGCAUAUGUGGUACUUAAAAUCCCCCCAUCCACCUGUAGACCAUGGGUUCAUCUGGAGUUCCUUGUCCGUGGGAACACAGUGUUUUAUUCUACUCUGAGGACAACAAACCGAAGGCCUUAACCAAUGGGAACGGAUGAUCCCGCUCCUGUCGGGGCAUGGCUGCUAUUAUCUGGAACCUGGGAAUUGGAUGCAUCACUCCUAUGUGUUACAGUAUUAUUUUAAUUGGCCUCAAUGGUUGCAGCGAUCAGAGUUCCAGCAUUUGUACUCACAGACAAGGCAAAGGUACCAGCUUUUUUGCUUCUUUGCAGCUAUUGCAAACCAAGAGUAACUCAUGAAGUGGUACCAAAGAUGAAUGCCCACUCUUCAGGAAUUUUUUGGACCGGACAUGGAUGGUGCUGAAUUGUUGAUUGGAUGGAAAAAGGGCUGCCCAUAUUGUGCUAUACUUUGCUAAAACCAUGAUGAAGUAAGACCUCGGGUUGCCUCUUGUGUCUUAACUGGUUCUGCAGUUUGUCCUUUAGCCCACAGAGGGCACAUUUCAUGUACUGCUAGUUUUCUCUGGGGACUCUUCCACUGUAGAGCCAUUUUUUCCCCCUUCCAACUGACGAACUUUGUGUUUGAAAGGAAUAAGGAGUUAAAGUCUCCUUAAAAAUCUAGGCGGGUAUGGAAAGGUGCUGCUACCCAUAUUUUCUUGACUUUCUUUCUCUCAUGACUUCCUUUAGCUCAUGGUAUCUCCUUUGCAGUCAAAAGGAGACAGACCAUUAAUUUCAGUAUUUGUGAUUUAUGAGUACUGAGCAUGAGUUACUGGUCUGCCCCUCUUCAUUUCAAGUUAUUUUCUAUUAUAUAUUUAGUCUAGGUUGAUCCUUGAGGGCACAGUAGGAACCAUGGGGCAUGAAGCAUGAGUUGUGAAUGGCA
This is a messenger RNA of Odobenus rosmarus divergens (Pacific walrus), 3243 nucleotides long. It is a transcript of the gene DIXDC1, whose product is annotated as DIX domain containing 1. The transcript is spliced from 20 exons. Gene Ontology annotation, molecular function: protein binding. Gene Ontology annotation, biological process: canonical Wnt signaling pathway. The record is from RefSeq and is a predicted model, not a curated record. NCBI's taxonomy places the organism in Eukaryota, Metazoa, Chordata, Mammalia, Carnivora, Odobenidae. Gene Ontology annotation, cellular component: cytosol. Bases 115 to 2166 code for a protein of 683 amino acids.